This is a messenger RNA of Odontomachus brunneus, 1359 nucleotides long. Its product is annotated as lysM and putative peptidoglycan-binding domain-containing protein 3. Bases 279 to 992 code for a protein of 237 amino acids. The record is from RefSeq and is a predicted model, not a curated record. The transcript has 3 exons. Lineage: Eukaryota; Metazoa; Arthropoda; Insecta; Hymenoptera; Formicidae.
GUCUGCUAUGUACGCGUGCGCCCGUCUGUCAUAACAGUGUUUCCGACAAUUUUUUUUUCAUAUUUAACCUUCUACAUAGACGUGGCACGUGAAUUAAUAUCCUUGUUACACAAAACGAGUUUUAAAUAUAAUGACAGAAUGCCACAGAAAUCAGUGAACACAAUACGCGAGGAACGCAGAAGCGUCUUGUAAUUAUAAUUUGAGGUUAUCUAACUAAUUAAUACUUUGACGUUAUCAUUUUAUCUUUUAAAUUUAUGUAACACUCUUGUGGCAGAAUUAUGAACAGACAAGGAAUUCAUUUACGUGGAAACCAAAAGGAAAGUUCCUCACAUUAUAUAUAUUUAGAAGAAGAAGACUGUGAUGAGAACAAUAUUCUAUUAAAUGUCAAUCAAUCUACAUCAAAGUUUCGUAAAAUUGAAGUGAUCAAUGUAGAAGUAAAACCUGGUGAUACCUUGCAAGCAUUGGCUCUUCGUUAUAGUUGUACAAUAUCUGCACUGAAACAAAUUAAUAAAAUUGACAAAGAGAAUGAAAUACAUGCCAAACCUUGUAUUAAGGUACCUGUACAACCAUUUUCUGUUUUAACUGAAACAUUAAUUGAUAAAAAAGAAUGUGAUAAUAAUGCAUCCGCUCAAGAUAGUGAAGAAGAAUCUACGGAAGAUGAAUUAAGUUUGAAAGCUCUUUCAACGAAUACACAAUCUUCAGGUAGUGAAAUUAAUACAAUUAUAUUAAAUUCAGUAUGUACACCUCUGUUGACACACAACAAUAGCAUUAAAAUUUCGAGUACAGAAACCAAUAGUUUACCUAGCAAUAGACGUACGGGAAUAAUGAAGGAUAUAUUCAAUUGUUCUGGAGAUGAUUGUGGAUUGUCGUGGAGGCAACUUUUCAUGUGUGCUUUCCUAGUAGUUUUUGUAAUUCCUAUUAUAUAUAUAUACAUAUAUAUAACAAGGGCAUUUGAACCAACAUUGAAGAAAAAUGUGACUACAACUGACUGAUGAUGUUUUUACACAAACACUUACUCUUACAUGGAAAACUGAGAAAAAUGUAUUAGUGUAAAAAGCUAAGAGAAGAUAUUGUAUUUUCUAUGUAAAUGCAAUUACUAGACAAUGCAAUUACUGAAAUUUUACAUUGGAGUUACAAAUUAUAAGGAAAUGCUAUUAUUUUUUACAGUGUGUACAGAUCUAAAGAAUAUUUAUAAUAAUACUUUUAAUUUAUUAAUAGCUAUUCUAAUUUCUCAGUUAAGUAGAUCUUUUUAUCUAUAUUAUAAAUAUUUUUUUAUUCUAUCUUGUCUAUUAUAAUGAUACAUUAACAUCUAUUAUAAUAAUACCAGAAUCUCAAAACUUUUUAUACUGAGCUUUUUAA